GACGACUAGACCUCUCUUGCCAUUGCAAGCCUUACACGUGACCCUGCGCAUGCUGCGUGUCCCCGAGCAGCUGUCGCACAGAAGCAGUUGCAACCUGCGAGCGGAAACCCACCUCCACCCCGUCGCCGGCCUGCCGCCGCCGCCGCCGCCGCUUGCCCUCCUCCGCCUUACUCGGCCUCCGGCGCCUCCUGACCCCCCGGCCAUGGGUUGCUCUUCGUCUCUGCCAGCUAAUAAUGCUGGAGGGGUAGGUACUAUCAGCAACGAGAAUUCUGGUACUGAUCUGAAGAACUUGCGAGUGAAGUUGGUAUUGCUUGGAGAUUCAGGUGUUGGGAAAAGUUGCAUUGUUCUUCGCUUUGUCCGUGGUCAGUUUGACCCCACUUCAAAGGUGACUGUUGGUGCAUCAUUUUUGUCACAAACAUUGGCGUUGGAGGAUUCCACAACAGUAAAGUUUGAAAUAUGGGAUACUGCUGGUCAGGAGAGGUAUGCUGCAUUGGCACCUCUUUACUACCGGGGAGCUGGUGCCGCAAUUGUUGUGUAUGACAUAACAAGUUCAGAAUCAUUUAACAAGGCACAAUACUGGGUGAAGGAACUUCAGAAACACGGUAGUCCAGAUAUGAUCAUGGCUUUGGUUGGAAAUAAGGCUGAUCUACAUGACAAUCGUAGUGUAUCCUCUCAGGAUGCACAAGAGUAUGCAGAGAGGAACACUAUGUUUUUCAUCGAGACAUCAGCGAAAACGGCUGAUAACAUAAACCAACUAUUCGAGGAAAUUGCGAAGAGGUUGCCCAGGCCAACACCAUCCUGAAUUCCUGAUUGGUAACUGACCCAGGAAACAGGCUGGCAACUGUGUAUUGUACAACAGCAGUAAAAGCUCUGUAUGCACAUUGUUUGGAAAUGCAACAACUGUCAUGUAAAGCAACUACUUUGCUCCUUGCUGCUUCUGUUUCCAGCUUGGUCAAGUGAGCUCAGUGUUUUGCUCAGCACAAGCUGAUAGGCUAUACGCAUGGCCACAUGGUCAUUAGCAGUUGCAUUAUGCUGCAGGAAUUUAACCGUUUCCUGUGAAAAUCUUGUGAAAUUCCUGCGUUCAAAACAGAGCCUUUAUUUCCAGUGCCAAAUUGGUUCUUUUA
Molecule: messenger RNA, 1124 nt
Organism: Oryza sativa Japonica Group (Japanese rice)
Lineage: Eukaryota; Viridiplantae; Streptophyta; Magnoliopsida; Poales; Poaceae
Product: ras-related protein RABF1
Cellular component (GO): endosome; Golgi apparatus
Molecular function (GO): GTPase activity; GTP binding
Source: RefSeq, a predicted model, not a curated record